Molecule: messenger RNA, 948 nt
Organism: Schistosoma mattheei
Lineage: Eukaryota; Metazoa; Platyhelminthes; Trematoda; Strigeidida; Schistosomatidae
Source: the annotation of a GenBank genome assembly
AUGUCUGAAAGUCAACAACAAAUUGGAACUAUGAAAAGAACUUAUAAUAAGAGAUGUGCUCAAUUACAAUCGAAUGAGAAUAACAAUUUACAGAAUUGGAAUAAAUCAGUAAAUAAACUGAAUAAUCAAAAGUUACGUAAACCUUUAGCAAAUUUGUCGAAUACCUAUACAGGAUCAGAAAUUGAAUGUCCUAUUAAAUUUGAUAGAUCUCUUAAUAAAAGAUUGAAAACAUGUUCGGCAUCAUCAUCAUCAUCAUCUUAUGGGAAUAUAGAUUCAAUGAAUAUAACUCGACGUAAUGAAAGAGAAAGAAAUCGUGUAAAAUUAUUGAAUAUGGGAUUUGAUCGUCUUCGAGCUGUAGUUCCAUGUCGUUCCGGUGAACAAUUAAGUAAAAUAUCAACUUUGAAAAAAGCAAUAUGGUAUAUUGAACAUUUGGAUAAAGUAUUACAUGGGCAGGAAAAUUCAUGUUCUAAUUUGAUUAAUCAGUCAACAGAUUAUACUGAUAAAGGUGCAACAUGUACAAAUAAUAAGAUCAAACAAACUAACUCAUUUAUAUCAUCAUCACUACCUAAAUCAGCUGGACUAUUUGAAAUCAAUCGCAACGAAGCAAGAUCAGGGGCCUCCUGUUCAUCUUUCGAGAAGACUGGAAAACAUCUAUUAUCUAAUUCUACUUCAUCAUUCACUGAAUUCUCAAAUGAUUCCGGUUAUGAUAGUUCUAAAUCUCAAGUUGAAUUAUUAUCAAAAAUCAAUAAUCAUUAUUCAUUAUCAACAUGGUAUAAUGUUGGAUAUAUGCCAACAACCCCGAUUUCAUCAUUAUCAAAUUCAUCAGUGAUUAAUUCAUCUAAUUUAUCAUUUAAAAAUCAAUCGACUUUAAAUUUAUACAAUAAUGUUUCUCAUCUUCAAUGGUUAUUAAAUGAUGAUAAUUAUAUGCAUAAACUAAAUGGAACAUGA